Messenger RNA from Camellia sinensis, 705 nucleotides. The record is from RefSeq and is a predicted model, not a curated record. Lineage: Eukaryota; Viridiplantae; Streptophyta; Magnoliopsida; Ericales; Theaceae.
AUGGCUGUCCAACACAGAGGAAGAGGAACAAAGAACCGAAUCCCAUUCCGGUGGAGUGCCAGACUAUCAGUAGCCCACGCAGUCGCUCGAGCUCUACACUACCUCCACCUCAACCCCUUCUCAUCACAACCACACAUCACCGCUCCUCACGGAAACCUAAAAUCCUCCAACGUCCUCCUCGACCAAAACGACGCCGUCCUCGUCUCCGACUACGGUCUCACCUCUCUCAUCGCUCUCCCCAUCGCCUCCCAACGCAUGGUCUCCUACAAAUCGCCGGAGUACCAGAUCCACAAGCGAGUCUCCCCCAAAUCCGAUGUCUGGAGCUUCGGGUGCUUCGUUUUGGAGCUCCUGACGGGUAGGGUAUCGGCCCAUGGUGCUCCGGUGGGAGUGAACUGUGUAGAUCUGGGAAGCUGGGUGCAUAGGGCGGUGAGGGAGGAAUGGACGGCGGAGAUCUUCGAUGGGGAGAUUGCGGCGGAGAGAGGGGCGAAUAGUGGGAUGGUGAGGUUGUUGGAGGUGGCGAUAAAGUGUUGUGAGAAGUCGCCGGAGAAGAGGCCGGAGAUGGGGGAGGUGGUGAGGGAGAUUGAGGAUGUGAUCGAGAUGGUCGAAGAAGAUGAUGAUGGUGAUGGUGAGUUUUCGUCGGUGACUGAUUAUUCUGUUCCGGCGACUCCGGUGAUUAUCGCGAAUGGAGGUGGUGAUGGUGAUUAG